Diabrotica virgifera virgifera (western corn rootworm) is the source of this 1304-nucleotide messenger RNA. Its product is annotated as 52 kDa repressor of the inhibitor of the protein kinase-like. Gene Ontology annotation, molecular function: sequence-specific DNA binding. The transcript has 4 exons. NCBI's taxonomy places the organism in Eukaryota, Metazoa, Arthropoda, Insecta, Coleoptera, Chrysomelidae. The record is from RefSeq and is a predicted model, not a curated record. Bases 99 to 1250 code for a protein of 383 amino acids.
UUGCUAAUAGUCGCGUAGAAACGUACGGGUUAACAGUGCCGUAUUUUGCUUAAACUGAGUUAGUUUUGUGAAUAAUUAUUAGUAUUGUGAAGUUGGACAUGAGUAAAAUUCCAAGUGGUAUUAGUCGGUGUUCAGCGAAAAUGUGCAAGAACAAUUCAAAAAAUUGUAAUUACAGUUUUUUCCGAUUUCCCAAGGAAGCUGAUAGAGCACGAAAUUGGGCAAUGUUGUGCCAGAGAGAAGAUUUGAUAAACAAGAAAACAAACUUAAAUUUGAACAGAUUAUGCAGUGUGCAUUUUGAAAAUACUAUGUUUUCAAAUGAAACUCGGAACAGGUUAUGUAAAAACGCAGUACCAAGUUUAUUUCCUUCAAUAGAAGACAGUCCAAACCAACAUUCGAAUGUUGAUCAAGUUAUUAACUGUAAAAAGCGAUGGAAGAACAUCAAAGACACCCAUGACAGAAGGAACAAAAGGAACACGAAAAUUAUUAGGACUAGUUCGGAUGCACCACUUUACAAAAAAGGAAAGAAGAAAUGGCUAUUACAAGAAAAGUUGUCAUUCCUCAGGACACCGAAUUAUUCUCGAAGGGAUUUCUGCAACGUCGACGAGAACGUUGGUCAUGAUAACAUCGAAAUCGAUGGGCAAUCGACCAGUAAGGAUUCUGAGAUGGAACAGGAACUAACAGCCAAGGAAUCACCACCCAGAGAGCCCACCAGCAUGGAAAAUAUGAAUUAUAGAGAAAACCUGACUUCAGACAUUGAAGAAAUAUCAAAAGAGAGAGAUGAAAUAAUCAAUGAAAAUAUGAAUUAUAGAGAUAACUUUACUUCAGCCAUUGAAAAAAGAUCAAGAGAGGGAGAUGCAAUGAUCAAUGAGAAUAUUAAUUAUAGUGAAAACCUUAUUUCAACCAUUGAAAAGAGAUCAAAAGAGAGAGAUGCAAUGAUCCAACAGCUAUUUCAAACGGAUACUGAAACUGACGAAACGGAUUUAUUUUUUAGAAGCAUUGCAAUGACUGUAAAGAAGUUUCCUCGUCACUUACAACAACGAGCCAAAAUACAAACCCUAACAAUGAUAUCAAACAUUGAGUCAGAGAUGUGGUCUUCGGGCCCGAGUACUUCUGUAAGCGCUAUUGCACAAGAAGUGCAUUAUCCGUCAUUGUGUUCCAAUACUACAUAUACUGACACAGUUACAUUGAAUCAUUUUCCCGAAGUUAAGUUUAGCGAUGUCCUAGAACCAUCGACCCAACCGAAUUUUUAAUCUUGAGUCAAUGACAAUACUUAUACACUGAUAAAUAAAUAACUUAUCUGAGUA